This is a messenger RNA of Mesocestoides corti, 1404 nucleotides long. The record is from the annotation of a GenBank genome assembly. Lineage: Eukaryota; Metazoa; Platyhelminthes; Cestoda; Cyclophyllidea; Mesocestoididae.
AUGGAUCAACGAACGGCGAAGAACAUCAUGACGCCUAUUGAUAACGUAUAUAUGCUGCCUCAUAAUGCUCUUUUGGACUUUGAGACCACAAAUGAAAUAAUUGCGCAUGGAUAUACUAGAAUUCCUAUUUACAAGGAGGAUAGGAGACGCAUUACUUCAGUAUUAAAUGUCAAGGAUCUUGCUUUCGUUGAUCCCAAGGACAAAAUCCCUGUCUCGACCAUUUGCAAUUUUUACAAUCGUCCAUUUAUUUAUGUGACGCCAAAUACCACAUUAAGAGCUCUAUUCGAGAAGUUCCGUAAGGAGUCUACACACUUAGCCGUCAUUUUUGAUGAAAGCAAAAGAGACCAAGAAGCGGAACUUGAUUAUCGAACGGCAAUCGGUUUGGUAACAAUGGAAGAUGUGAUUGAAGAGAUCCUACAGGAAGAAAUUUUCGACGAAACUGACAUAAUAAAUGAUAAUGUGCCACGAAAAAAGCGCAGUCUUCGGUUUCACAAUACAGAUCUCUGGCCAUUUUUCAAUUAUCAAACCGAUAGUAAGAUAUCACCACAACUGAAGAUUGCUGCCCUGCGCUAUUUGGUUGCAAAUACUACCUACUUCGCACCUAACUUCGUCCACACUACCAUUCUUCAAGGUUUCUUGAACUCCUCCUUCGCCGUACAGCAUGAUUACAAUCAUAUCAUGCCGGAGAGCAACACCCUCUACCAAUCGCGAGUGCCAAAUUCUGUUGUCAGUUUUAUUCUUCAAGGUACGCUGCAAGUUAGCGUCCAUAACGAUCGACUUCAGUUUGAAGGUGGAGCCUUCAUGAUGUUUGGCGAUGAUAUUUUUGCAAACGUCAACGACCAAUUCCCCCAGUUCCCUGCGGAGUGGGACUUGGAGAAAUUGCUCCAAGAGCUGGGAGAAAAGAUCUCAUUCGAGCCAGAUUACACUGUCAAAAUGACCACUGAUGUGCGAUGUCUAGAAUGCACGGCUGAAGCAUACUUUGUACUACGCUACCUAACACAAGAACUGAGCAAAUGCCACGUAACAAAUCAGAACCAAGAACAAAUUGUGGAACUAUUCCAGCGAUUCUGGAAUGUUAGAAAACAAAAAGGACUGAAGCUGACCUGCGACAGAUCGGGAGUGCGAAUCUUGGAGCCUUCGCAGGUACUUGAUGAGCUAAGGGACAUUCAAGGACAGGGAUCCACACCCACCACGGGAAUAACAGAAUCAGUCGUGGGGAACGCAUUAAGAGAGCAGCGACCUAUCGAUGACACCAGAGGUCAACACAGCAACGGAAAUCGUAGUGAAAAUACCACCACUGAAGGGGGCAGUGACCAGAAAGAGUACCAACAACGGCGUCGGAGUAGCACACAGAGGGUCAUACAUUUCAGGAUGAAUGGCCCAGGAAAUAAGAGAAGCCAGUGA